Molecule: messenger RNA, 1626 nt
Organism: Diaporthe citri
Lineage: Eukaryota; Fungi; Ascomycota; Sordariomycetes; Diaporthales; Diaporthaceae
Exons: 2
Coding region: 1-1626 (541 amino acids)
Biological process (GO): protein phosphorylation; mitotic G2 DNA damage checkpoint signaling
Cellular component (GO): nucleus; site of double-strand break; cytoplasm
Molecular function (GO): protein kinase activity; ATP binding
Source: RefSeq, a predicted model, not a curated record
AUGCAGCACUCGCAGCUGGGCCCUCUGCCAUCCGACCUCCCCUUCAGGGUUGUGUCCAAGACCAUUGGCAGAGGGGCAUAUGCAUCAAUCAGGAAGGCCGUUCCUCUUGAGGCACCGACACCAGUCUUUGCCGUCAAGUUCAUUCACAAGGACUACGCAAUCAAAAAUGGCCGCAUCUCAGCUAAGCAGAUCGCCAUGGAGGUAUCGCUCCACUCCCAUAUCGGCCAACACCCAAACAUCAUCGAGUGGUUCGCCACAGGGGAAGACGCCGUCUGGAGGUGGAUUGCCAUGGAGUUUGCCGACGGCGGAGACCUCUUCGACAAGAUCGAGGCCGACAAGGGCGUGUCUGGGGACAUCGCCCAUGUCUAUUUCUUACAGCUCAUCAGUGGCGUUAGCUUCAUGCACUCCAAGGGCAUCGCACACCGCGACUUGAAACCGGAGAACAUCCUGCUCUCUGACACUGGCAACCUAAAGCUCGCGGAUUUUGGUAUGGCAACUCUGUUCCAGUACAAAGGCAAGACGAAGGAGAGCUCGACCAUGUGUGGCAGCCCGCCGUAUAUUGCUCCGGAGGUGCUCCGCUGUGCGUCUGGCGACAAGUCUAUGAAAUAUCGCGCCGACUUGGUCGAUAUAUGGUCAUGCGGCGUCAUAUUAUUUGUGCUUCUGGUCGGGAAUACACCUUGGGAGGAGCCGACCGAGAAGAAGUGGGAGUGGCGCGAAUAUAUCCGGACCAACGGUCGAAGUACCGACGAGUUGUGGGAGAGAGUGCCACCCGAGGCCUUGUCUCUCUUGCGCGGCAUGAUGAACGUCGAAGUCGAAAAGCGCUUCACUUUCGCGCAAAUACGACAGCAUCCUUGGUACACCCGACGCAACGAACUUCUCACCUCGGACGGCAGGGUCUUGGACCCAAUACAGCUGGCUACUCAGAUGCUUGCGAACCUGCGUAUCGACCUCACACAGCAGCCUACCCCGUCCCAGAGGGCAAACGCGGACUUCAUGGAACUAGAUAGCCAGCCCACGGCCGCCGACUUCACGGCCAAGUUCUCGGCAACACAGCCAGAGACACCCAUCAAUGAUGUUGCAUUUGACUGGGAAAGGCCGGCCCUGCGGUCCAUCAAUGGAGGCAUCUCAGCGACUCAGCCCACCGUGGAUGCUAACAUCUCCGUCGGCAGACCAAGCCACUCGCUCGACGUACUCGCAGACGAACCGACCAUGAGUCAGUUCAGCCAGGCACCUGGCGUCCCUAUCAGCUUAACGCAGCAUGCGCGUCGCUUCAGGGACAUUGUGCCUUCCUACUCACUCACGCGCUUCUACUCCCAUAUGCCGGCACAACUGCUAGUCCAGAUGCUUAGUGACGCAUUACACCAGCUCAACGUCCCGCUGCAACCUCCGGCAGUGAAUCUGCACUCUAGGGACCAUAUUACUACUUUGAAGGUGAAGACGGUGGACGGGCGAAACCAGAGCCUGCACGGCGAGAUAAUGGUGGACAUGUUCAUGAUACCCGACGGCUCCGGCGCGGAGCUGCUCGAGGUGCGGUUCGUCAAGAUCAAGGGCGACCCGCUGGAGUGGAGGCGGCUGUUCAAGAAGAUCGCGCUGCUUUGUAAAGAUGGCAUUUACAAGAAUGAGUAG